This is a messenger RNA of Nannospalax galili (Upper Galilee mountains blind mole rat), 2477 nucleotides long. RefSeq names its product NK6 homeobox 1 (gene Nkx6-1). Gene Ontology annotation, cellular component: nucleus. Lineage: Eukaryota; Metazoa; Chordata; Mammalia; Rodentia; Spalacidae. The transcript has 3 exons. The record is from RefSeq and is a predicted model, not a curated record. Gene Ontology annotation, molecular function: DNA-binding transcription factor activity, RNA polymerase II-specific; RNA polymerase II cis-regulatory region sequence-specific DNA binding. Gene Ontology annotation, biological process: regulation of transcription by RNA polymerase II; cell differentiation. The coding region runs from base 150 to 1244 and encodes 364 amino acids.
CUGGGAGGGCCGCUCUUCGCGGCUUCGGUUGGCUGGUCGCCCCGGGGUGCGCCGAGCGACUCCCCGCUUGCGCUCUCGCGCUUCCUGCUCUCCCGGGUCCCGGCGGGGCCACCGGCCUGCGCGGCUGCGGGCUCGGGCCUGGCCGUGGGAUGUUAGCGGUGGGGGCGAUGGAGGGCACCCGGCAGAGUGCGUUCCUGCUCAGCAGCCCGCCCCUGGCCGCCCUGCACAGCAUGGCCGAGAUGAAGACCCCCCUGUACCCUGCCGCCUACCCCCCGCUGCCCGCCGGGCCCCCCUCGUCCUCGUCCUCGUCCUCCUCGUCCUCCUCACCCUCCCCGCCGCUGGGCGCCCACAACCCAGGUGGCCUGAAGCCCCCGGCCGCGGGGGGCCUGUCGUCCCUUGGCAGCCCCCCGCAGCAGCUCUCGGCCGCCACCCCGCACGGCAUCAACGACAUCCUGAGCCGGCCCUCCAUGCCGGUGGCCUCCGGGGCCGCCCUGCCUUCCGCCUCGCCCUCGGGGUCCUCCUCCUCCUCUUCCUCGUCCGCCUCUGCUUCCUCGGCCUCUGCGGCCGCCGCCGCCGCUGCAGCUGCUGCGGCCGCAGCCUCGUCCCCGGCGGGGCUUCUGGCCGGCCUGCCCCGCUUCAGCAGCCUGAGCCCGCCGCCGCCGCCCCCGGGGCUCUAUUUCAGCCCCAGCGCUGCGGCGGUGGCAGCCGUGGGCCGAUACCCCAAGCCACUGGCUGAGCUGCCCGGCCGGACGCCCAUCUUCUGGCCCGGGGUGAUGCAGAGCCCACCAUGGAGGGACGCACGCCUGGCCUGCACCCCUCAUCAAGGAUCCAUUUUGUUGGACAAAGACGGGAAGAGAAAACACACGAGACCCACGUUCUCUGGCCAGCAGAUCUUUGCCCUGGAGAAGACUUUCGAACAAACGAAAUACUUGGCAGGGCCAGAAAGAGCUCGCUUGGCCUAUUCGUUGGGGAUGACAGAGAGUCAGGUCAAGGUCUGGUUCCAGAACCGCCGGACCAAGUGGAGAAAGAAGCACGCGGCGGAGAUGGCCACCGCUAAGAAGAAGCAGGACUCGGAGACCGAGCGGCUCAAGGGGACUUCGGAGAACGAGGAGGAGGACGACGAUUACAACAAGCCUCUGGACCCCAACUCGGACGACGAGAAAAUCACGCAGCUGCUAAAGAAGCACAAGUCGAGCGGCGGCGGCCUCCUGCUGCACGCGUCGGAGGCGGAGGGCUCGUCCUGAGCGCCCGUGCGCAUCCCGGCUCCGGGGACCCGGCCGCGGGGACCGACCGCCAGUCAUCCUGUCCUCGGGGCCACGGCCUCGCCCAGCCCGUCGGGCCUACACUAUUUUCUGAGAUGUAUAUAUCUAUUUUUUUAACCUAGAAAUCCUGGCCGGGGGAGGGAACGGGAAAGGGACUGCGUGUUGAAGGGAGGCCAAGGGAGCCCGAGACUUGCACCGUGGAAAACCCGCAGCUGAAACCGGCCUCCCGGCGGCUCCCACGUACCCUUCCCCAGCGGCGGGGGUCCAGGUCCCCCCAUCCUGGCUCUGCCCCCAGCCCUGCGGUCCCAGGGCGACGGAAGGUGCUGUGGAAGGGCGGACAGCCACCGCGGGGGUGGGGGUGGGGAUCUCCGAGCCACGCGGGAGGGCGUCCACCACCUAGGGAAAAGGGACGCCCCCCCACCUGCUCUACCGAUUGAAGUAACCUGUUGAAGGCUCUGUGUAAAUAAAUCGUGAGUCACACUGACUAGAAGUUACUUUAUUGUGAAUAUUUAAAAUGUAAAAUGCUUUUUUGGAAUUUGGUAUAAAAAGAUGGACGGCUUCCUUCCUCCCCUUCAUUUUAAGAACUAUUCACGCUACGUGGUUCCCUUUCAUUUUUAACUUGGGAAUAAUAGAAAGAGUCUUAUCACCCUCCCCAGACCCCCCUCACCCCUCAGCAGGGAUCUGCGGAUCCCCUCUACUCUGGCACCCUUUCUUCCCCUGCCCCGCCCUCCCUGUUCCGCCCCUGGGCCGCAUUAGACCUCUGCCCGACCCCAGGAUUUGAAGCUGCGCAGGACCUCUCACCUGGGUUCCCCUCCGAAAUUGCACAGUGGUUUGUUGCUAUUUAUUAGUGAUUUAAAGAAAGUAUUGGGGAGGGAAGGGCAACAAUAGCUUGUAUUUAAUUUAACUCCUUUCUGAUAAAAAUGCGUGUUAAAAGUAGAUGGUGGGAAUUGUUACAACUGCUCUGGGUCAGAAUAUAAAAAUCCAUUUAGUUGCUGUAAUUGAAUUUCAAGUGUUUUGUAUCAUAAGAAUACUAUAGAAUAUGUACAUUGUUUUCUUUUUUAAGCUAAUAACGGUGAUAUAUUAGCUUCUUUAACCUUUAUUAAUUUAUACGAGAGAUUCGGUUUGUAAAGAGAAGGCAGUCCCCUUUGCAAGAUCCUUGAAAUGUAAUGCACUUUCUGUUUUAAAGGAUAAAUCGAAUUAAAAGCAAAAACAACA